This is a messenger RNA of Centruroides sculpturatus (bark scorpion), 3462 nucleotides long. RefSeq names its product patched domain-containing protein 3-like. Gene Ontology annotation, cellular component: membrane. The coding region runs from base 814 to 3462 and encodes 882 amino acids. The transcript is spliced from 6 exons. Lineage: Eukaryota; Metazoa; Arthropoda; Arachnida; Scorpiones; Buthidae. The record is from RefSeq and is a predicted model, not a curated record.
UAGAUAAUUGGAAUACGUGAGAUCCUAGUCGAGAUAGAGUGUAGAUGAUAACUGUUUGUACCUGUAAAUUAAAAACACCUAGACUGGCUCCCACAGGGAAAAUGAUUAUUUAGAUUGACUUGAAGAGUCGAGUUUUUGAUUCGUAAUUGGAAGGAUUCGUCUGAUCAAUCCCGUCCAUUGAUUCAAGGACGAAUAUAGUCAAGUAUUGGAGAUUUGUAGUCAAUACUGUCGGUGAGAACCGAUUCGAUGGUGGGUAUAGGACUCGAAAAGUUAUCCAGGAAAAUGUGAGUAAAUCAGCAAUCUACCUGAAGUCGCCUUCGAACGAUUCGUCAAUUUUUUUCGAACCUACAACAAAAAUCUCCCAAUCACCAAACGCCGGACGGACGAAGGUUCUGACGUCCCCUCCUUGCGUAGUAUUCAUAAGGUAUAAAUUGUAAUUCUCUCUGACAGCGAUGUUAAUUACUUAAUUGUAUCGAGACGAAUCGAAUCUUUAUAGCGUAUCAUUUUGUGCCCUUUUACGUCGCUUAAUAAAAAAGGUUUGUCGAUAUCACCGUUCGUCCGGAACUGCGUGACGCACAUCUUCCAAGGAGAGUCGUAAAUUAAAGUGAGCUCGGGCCAAGGUCAGUCAUUUGACGCCAUCGGAGGAACAAAAAACGAUUAUUUUUUUAAGGAUGUAAAAUUAAAAAAGUAUGACGAUGACUGAUUUAAAAAAUGAACGAGAGAUUUUUGGCUUGUCUUCAAGGCCAAAACAAAAAAUAAAAUUUUUAUGUCUUAAAACUAACAAUUAAAUAAGGACUAUUCUCAUCAAUCAACAUGGCUUGUGCUUGUAUACAUCUCUGGUUAUCUUCUGCUUACGGAAAACUUGGUCGACUGAUCGCUCGACAUCCUGUUUUAUUUAUUAUAGUGCCAUUCAUAUUGACUGGUUUAAUUUCUUUAGCCAUGUUGAAAUUAUAUAUCCUCAAGGACUUAGAAUUUCUAAUGACUCCUAUAAAUGGUAGAUCUAAAAGAGAAAGAGAAGCCGUCGAAUCUAUUUUUCCUCCUGAUGCAGAAGAAAUGGAUAUAUUGAGGCUAUCCCGAUUCCCUAGAUACGGAUGGGUGAUAAUGGAAGCUAAAGAUGGAGGCUCCAUGCUACGUGAAUCCAUCAUGAAUGAUAUUUUUCUUCUUAACGAAAAGAUAAGAAAUAUUACUGUACAACAUGAAAAUCGUUCUUUAAGAUAUUCGGAUAUUUGCCAAAGAUCUUAUGAAGGAGAAUGUUUCUUUAAUCCUGUUUUGAAUCUUCGUGGUAAAAUAUCAGAACUGAAAAGAGGAACGUUUAAUAUCAGGUAUCCAAUUCAUGUGGAUGAUCUUACUUUUUAUGCUACUGUAUAUGCAUAUAAUUUGGGCGGUGUGACCGUAGAUGAAGUAGGUUACGUAAAAUAUGUCAAGGCUCUCAGAUUGUUUUAUAAUUUAGAAAGUUAUACUCCAGAGAAGAUGAAAAUUGCUAAAAAAUGGGAAAGAAUGUUUUUAAAUAAAAUAUCCGGAGAUGAAUUUGAGAAUAUUUGGGUCUAUAAACUUAUAAGAGAGUCAUGGGAUGAAGAAACUAGUAAAGUGACAGAAGCUGUAUUACCCAUGUUAAUAUUAGCAAUUGUAAUCAUGCUGAUUUUUGGUGCUGUUUCUUGCAUGACUUUACAUUGGAAAACUAGUAAACCUAUAGUUGGAAUUUGUGGGGCUCUGUCAUCUGGAUUAGGAAUCUUGUUCGCUUUUUCUUUUUUACAAUUGUGUGGAGCAACUUGUGCUGACCUUACUAUAGGAGUUCCCUUUCUGAUUUUAGGUGUAGGAAUGGAUGAUGCUUUCGUUCUUUUAGCAGCAUGGAGAACAACAGAUCCAAAGAAGUGUGUAGAGAAAAGGAUGGAAGAAACUUAUUCCGAAGCUGCUAUUUCUGUGACGAUUACUUCCUUAACAAACUUUUUAGCCAGCUGCAUAGGAUUAUCCACACCCUACCGAGUGAUACGUAUUUAUUGUCUUCAUAUGGCCUUAGCAGUAUUAUUUGUUUAUGUGAUACAAAUCACAUUUUAUGGUGGGUGUCUUUCUAUCAGUGGCUAUAUGGAAAACAACAGUUUUCGUGAGGUCUUAUGUUAUCACCUCAAUUUCCAGAAAGAAGAAUACCAGAAAAAUUCCAUAUAUUUCACAGGGUUUCAAAAUACCCAUCAGAUGAAUGUUUUAAUUAAUACAGUUUUUGAAAAACUAGGCAAGAUACUCACUUAUAAUGCUACAAAAUUAUCACUGUUGUUCGUUUACGUAUUAUAUAUAAUCAUAUCUGCUUAUUAUGCAACUUAUUUAGAUGCAACAUUCAAGUAUGAUUCAUCCCUGCCUCGUUACUCUUAUGCUGCGUCAUUUAUAGGUGCUCAAUAUAAAUAUUUCAGGGAAUAUCCAUUAAGUGUUCAAGUGGUCAUAAAUAAAACACUUGAUUAUUCAGAUCCUCAAGUGCAAAUGGACGUCAAUCAUAUCCUGAACAAAAUAGCGAAUGUCCCUAAUAUGGCAGGAAUAUCUCUAAUAGAUUCAUGGCUCCAUCAAUAUUUACGAUUUGCCAAGGAACCUAUAUCGAGAUUUACUUUAGGUGGAUAUAAUUUAAGUCAUUCAGAAGAUUUUAUACAAGGUUUCAAAACUUUUGUGAAUCUCAGAUCUGCAAAACGGUAUAAAGGAGAUGUUAUAUUUAAUGAAAAUGAUACACGUAUAGUGGCAUCCAGGUUUAUCUUGCAAUGCACAAAUUUGACCAAUUCUUUCGUGGAAAACCAGCUGAUAAAUAAUUUAUGGAAAAUAGCCGAUUCUGCUAAAUAUCCCGUAUAUAUUCACAAUUUGUACUUCUUUUUAUACGACGUAAAUAGUGAAUUGUAUUCAACAACAAUACAGUGUUUAUAUAUAUCAGCUGUGGUGAUUGUGGUCGUGUAUCUUAUCUUUGUACCAAACAUCGUAUGUGCUUUCUGUAUAUCUAUUACAAUUAUCUCAGUGGAAAUUGGUCUGCUAGGUUUUAUGACAAUUUGGAACGUGCCAUUGAAUGUCGUAUCCAUGGUAUGUUUAGUGUUGUCUGUAGGAUUCUGUGUCGAUUAUUCGGCUCACGUCUGUUAUGUUUAUGUAAAUAGUUCCGAGAAAGAUAGAAAUGUCAAAUUACAAAACGCACUUAGAGAUGUUGGCUUUUCGGUUUUUCAAGGAUGUAUUUCAACAGUCCUUGGUGUGAUAGUUCUAUCACGUGCUCCAUCCGACGUAUUCAUUAUUUUUUUUAAAAUAAUAUUUUUAGUUAUGAUAUUCUCAUUCGUCCACGGUGUCAUUUUCUUACCUUUAGUAUUAAAUACGUGUGAUAAACUUUUUGAUUUUUUAAAAUUAGACAAAAAGAAUUUAUAUAACAAUAGUAAUAAUAUUACUAAUAAUAAUAAUAAUAAUGUAAUCUUUACUAGUGUGCCGCAAAUUACCAAUAAUACUGAUUAA